Messenger RNA from Brenthis ino (lesser marbled fritillary), 1956 nucleotides. The record is from the annotation of a GenBank genome assembly. NCBI's taxonomy places the organism in Eukaryota, Metazoa, Arthropoda, Insecta, Lepidoptera, Nymphalidae.
AUGGCUAAUGUAAGGAAUAAAAUUAACUCGCACAAAACUUCAUCUAGAGCUAAAAGGAAUACUAAAAUUGAUAAACUCAAAACAUUAUUAAUAGGUUUUGACAAUGAUAAGAUUACAGAGUUGGUUAUGAGAGAUCAAACAUCUUCACAAUCAGAUGACACCAUAGAACUUGCUGAAAAUAUAAAAGACAAAGAACAAGAUACAGUGCUUUUUAAGGAUUCAAUAAUUAAAAGAGAAAUUAAACUCACAAAGGAUAGACUGUUGACAAGGCAUGGACAUCUCAAGCAUAAAAACAAAGAUAAUUUGAAGCUAUGCAAUAAUAUAUUGAAAAAUGAAUUGUUAAUUUUUGACAAGAAAGAAAAACCAAGCCAGUUAUCUCAAAACAAUAUAAACAACAAUAAUCCAGUUACAAGUGACCAAAAUAAAAGGAAAACAGAUAAAGAAAUUGAAAAUAAUGAUCAAGGUAAAAGAAGGAGUUUAAGGGAAAGUGAAAAAAGUGAUCAAAGUAACAGCUCAUCACCGAUUAAAAGAAAGUCUGAUGAUGGUUCGAAAAAUAAACAAAGUAAAUUAAAGAAGAAAAAAGAUGAUAUAAUACUUAAUUCAGAUUCUUUACUGGAUUUUCCCCAACUGAAAAGGAUAAGAAUAACGAAGAAAGGACUUUAUAUUUGUGAUUAUUGCGAUAAGAAAUUUGAUACUAAAUGCUCUAUUAGACGUCAUAUGUACAUACAUAUAUCCCGCAAGAAGUUUCCUUGCAGUCAAUGUAAUAGCGUUUUCCGAAAAUCAAUAUAUUUGCAAGCUCACAUCACAAGACAACAUCCUAACUGGGAUCAACACUAUAUGUGCCAUUUAUGUGAUAAACCCUUUCUUCUGAAAGAAAAUUUAAUUGUACACAUGACUACUCACAAUUAUUCUGACACUAAAUUCAAAUGCUUUUACUGUAGAGAAAAAUUUACCCAACAACACAAACUAAUUGAACAUGAAAAGACUCAUUUGGUCAGUGGACGGUAUGAUUGUAUAGUUUGUGAACAGAGCUUUGAUUGUAGGAAUAAGUUAUCAUUGCAUUUCAAGACACAUUUAAAAGUGAAAGAUUACAUUUGUCAACAUUGUGGUAAAGAAUUUCUACGGCUGAAUUCUAUGAGACGUCAUGUACAGAUUUCCCAUGCUGGUAUAAGAAUUCAGUGUCCAAUAUGUAAAAAGGUGCUUAAAGGUCAUCUAUCGGAGCACAUGCGCACGCACGAAAAAAAGCGUCCUCACAAAUGCCCAGACUGCGGACAAUGCUUUACUCAAUCUACUCAGCUAACAGUCCACAGGAGAUCUCAUUCUGGAGCACGACCAUAUCCUUGCCGAAUAUGCAAUAGGCCAUUUACUCACUCCAAUGCUCUUAUGUUACAUAUUCGUCGACACACUGGAGAGAAACCUUUCGAAUGUGCUAUGUGCCCUUUAUCAUUUUCACAAUUACCUCAUAUGAAGGCUCAUAUGCGGAAAAUUCACGGUAAAGAAAACCCUUACAGAUGUAAAAAAUGUAAGCAAUUUUUCAAAUUAAAGAACGAACUUGAAAAUCAUGCAAAAAAAUGCAAAGUAGGGGAAAAGGAAUUGUCAUCUAAGGAGGAAAUACAGGCAUCAUUGCAAGCUGAAGAGGAGGAAGUGGAGGAGCCUCCCAUGAGCUUAAGUCGAAUGAGAUUCCUAUUGGCACUACUUCUCACUAUGAUUGCUACUAAAGAAAAACUCAAAUAUUUAGGUUUCAACAAACGUUUAAUAGAUGAUUUACUUGUGGAGUCACUUGAAGCUAUGGGUCAUGUCCCUUGUAAAAAUGAAUCCCUGGCUCCUUUAAAACGAUUGAAGAAGAAUAUUGAAAUAUUGUUAAAUGGAACAGUACCGAAGGAGAAGAUGAAAAAAUUUCGAAAAGAAAACAAGAGCACAGAAGAUAUAUUAGAGCUUCUUACAGAUGAAAAAAAA